CGUAUUUAGUUAGUCAGCAAACGUGAAACCUCCAAGUAUGUUUUUUUAAAGCAAACGAACCAGCAAAAAACAAAAAAAAAGAAGAAAACGAAUCGAGCGAAAGUAAUAGUUGUUUUUUAUUGUGAUUAAACUAGAAAGAAACAAACACAUAACAUUAAUACAAGAUUAUUAAUCUUGCAAGUCUUGAAAAGAAAAAUGUGGCUGAAAAAACCAAUUUAGCAGUGGCAUAAGCACUUGUGUGAGUUUGUGUUAAUCAGCUGAUUUUUUCGCUACUCGCAAUGGCUAGUAGAACUCUAUGCAGUGUAAAAUUUGUUUGUGGUUUUUGCUCAAUUUGGCCAUCAACUCAUUUCACGCGUGGCUAAAAAUUGAUUUCUCAUUGAAUUCAAAUUAUUUUACUACUGCGUGCUGCUUGCGUGAAAUUAUCCAAAAUCAUAAAAUAAUUAAACACAUACAUACGCGUUCAUAUAUCUAUGCUAUGUGCUUCGAAUGCAAUAUAUUGUUCGCAAACUUUGCAAAUGGGAUUUUUUCUACAAUCGUGGCUACCAUAUUGCGUUUCGGUUACCAAAGAAAAUAAGUAUAAAAUAAAACAAAACAAAUAAAAACAAGAAAAAGUGUGGAGUUACUAGAAACAGCAACUAGAGGGAGCAAGCAAAGGCAGUGAUUAGCAAAAUAAAACUAAUUUUUUUUAAUAAUUUUCAGCAGUUGUGAUAAAUACCGACAAGAAAAUAAUAAACAAGUGUACGAGUAUAAUAUACAUAACAGUACAUGUAUGUACAUAUGUAUGUAGCAGUGUUUGUAGAAGGAAUAUGAAAAAUUGGAGUGGUCUUUUCAAGCCGCUUAACAAGUUUGGCAUAUUGUUUUAAAAAACAUAUUUACCAAUAGAAAUUGUGUGCAAAAUGUAAUUAUAACAGUAAAUGCAUAUAUAUGUACAUAUGUUACGCUUUAACCUACUGCGCUAUUGAUUUUUAAAGGUCAAUGGGCAUCUUAUUGCCACCCGUCUCACAGGUUACCAACACUCGUAUCAAUUUAACACAACAUCACCGCAAUCGCAGUCUGGACAGCGCCUUGCAGCGUAUACCGGAGGUUGAAGUCUCCUCGCCUAAUUCAGAGAGCGAAAAUACGUUCUGCACACCAUCCAUUCUGGGCACGACUAUGUGCUCGAAAAUCGUCACGACUGCUGCCAAUGUAACAGCCGCCCUUACCACAACAACAACACCGGCGUUGACGUCAUCAUUAACACAUUCACCGCCAUCCUCUUCAUUAGCCACCCCAUCUAGAGUAUCAACCAUAACAGGUGGUUUAAUGAACUCAACGACGGCUGACCCAAUUGCAGCUAUGACCACAGAACCCACGGCAAACAACAGCAGCAAUAACAUUAACAUUAACAACAUCAACAGCAGUAGUUAUGGUGGUGCCAAUGUGAUUGUUGAGUCCUGCCCAACAUUGCGUGUACGUCCCAAAUCGAGUGAGGCAACCACACGUUGUGGAGCGGCGAUUGCAGGUGCAGCAUCGAGCAACAUCAAUAACAAUAACAACACCAGCAGCAAUAAUAGCAACGGCAGCAGUAGUAGUAAGAAACGUGAGGAUCUCACCAGUCUCGGCUCUGAUGAUUCAGGCAUAAUUUGCGGUUCUGACUCGGAUCAAAUAUCUCUCAACCGCAUACGUCACUCUCACGAAUCGCUGGACUCGGGUGAAAUGGAUGCUGAAGAAGAAUGCAUUGAUAUGCUCGAGACGACCUCUAUGGAUGAGGAGUAUGGUAUGCUUCAAUCGGAUUUGAUUUUCUAUCAAUCGGCUGAUACAGACUGUCGUACGCUACGCCCAUCUCGCAAGCAAAAACAAAUGCAAAAGCAACAUAACCAAAGUAAACAGACACCGAGGGCGCUUGCCGACGCAGAUAUAAUCGGUGGCUAUGGUGAUGGUAGUGACACAGAUAUCGAUGCUAAGGCAGCAGAACAGCUGUCUGAACGUAUGCGUUAUCGAGAAUUGAAUAUGUCGCAGGCCGCGUUAAAUUUGGAACGUUCCAGUAGUGGCACACCUACGGCUUUAGAUGCCGAUUUGUCCACACCGACUGCAGAUACAGUUGACUCAUCAACACCAACGGCAACACAACCAAACACACCAUCGACAUCAACACCGUCGACUUCAAUGCCAUCGACAGCAGCCACAACACCACAGCCAACGCAGACGGCUAAGGCACAGAAAAACUCGGAGGCGGGAAGUGCAAACGAAACCGCAAAGAAUGAUGUACUUUUUAAAAGUUUCUUUGGUGCCACCAAGAAUGCCAUUUUCCGUACCGCACAAAGUAUCAUAGAAAAUCACGAGAAGAAGAAUGCCGCAAAGAAUAAGAAUGAUGAGAACGCUGGCAGCAAUGGUGGUAGUAGUACCGCACCGGACCAAGUAAAAUCGCCCACAGAUAUUUCCAAGAAAAAGGAAUUUUUUAGUCUAAUCACGUCGAAUUCGAGUAAGAAGGCUGCCGCUGCUGCUGCAGCAGCUGCCGCAGCCGCCGCAUCUGCACAACAAUCUGCUUCCAAUACACCGGUUGCCACACCUUCGGCCGAAUCAACGCAGGUUGAGCUAAAAUUUCCGACAUCAGCUUCAUCCAAUACUGAAGUUUCCGAGAAGAAAGCCAGUUUUGCCACGGAUGGCAUAGAGAAAACACUUAAUCUUCCACUACCCGGUCUCGGAGCUUCCUCCUUCUCAACUUCGAUUGCAAAAUCUUCUUCCAUCUCUUCGCUAAAUAAAUUAAAAGUGCCAGGUGUGGUAAAGUGCUUCAUUAAGGAGCGUCCGGCCAACAACGACAACUUGCAAAAGACUGAAAAAGGUCCCAGUGGACUGCUGAGAUUUUUCGAAUCUCCCGUCUUCAAUAUACAUUUUGCUAUCCACUAUCUAUUUUAUUCGAAAGAACCAGGUGUGCUCAGUUUUAUCGGCAAUAAGAUUUUCAGUUUUCCCGAUCAAGAAGUGGAUCUCUAUAUACCACAACUAAUCGUUAUGUAUAUUCAAAUGGAUGAAUUGGCGGAGGUUCUCGAUCCGUAUUUGACAAUCCGCUGUCGCAAGUCGGUUGACUUUUCAUUGAAAUGCCUUUGGCUGCUAGAGGCCUAUAAUUAUCAAUUCGAUUCGUUGGGCAACGGGUCUCGUAAAUCACAGCUAGCACUUAUGAAGGAGAUCUUUUCAAAAAAGGAGCGUAAAAUAUUGAGUAAAUCCGACGGUAAAGAUAUUCCACCGGCUGGGCGCGGAGCUGUGGCUGCCGCAGCUGUUUCAGCAUUAACAAAAAAGACACAUCAUCGUUCACAAUCUGACGCCACACUUUUGUUAAGCGAUUCACGCCGCCACCCUUCAUCAAUCGCACUAAGCAUAUCAAAUCGUCACUACCAACAGCCGCCAUAUACAACGCAAACAUUACCAUUAACGCCAGCUAAAUUGUGUCUGGGUGAUCUGACGUCUGGAAGGGCAUUCGAUAAUGGGUGCACCUGCUUCGACAGUGUACGAGGACAGGUUAAUGGUCUUCUUGGUCAGAAGACCGUGUGCUCAUGCAAUGCACCGAAAACUGCGCCCGAGAAGGAGUUCAUGAAAGCACUCAUCAACGUUGGCAAAAAUAUCACAUCCCUGCCGUCUAAGGCGGAAAAAACCUCAGCGCUACGAAUGUUUUUGAACCUGAUCAAUAAGAAUCUGCCGGCACGAGUUUGGCUGCCGGUAUAUUCAGAUAUUCCACACCAUGUAGUGCGCAUAACAGAGGAAAAGACUGCGGUGCUCAACUCAAAGGACAAAACGCCGUACAUCAUUUACGUCGAGGUGCUUGAGGUGCCCGAUAUAUACUCAUCGCCGCUUAUUCCGAAAAUGAUGCCAUCACUGCGGCACACGAAGAGUGAAGAACACCUAGAAGGCACUUGUAGCCAUCACCAUCAAUUGCAUCAGCACAAUCACAACCACGUGAGCUGUAGUCGCACGUCCAGUUGUAGUUCACAUGGUGGCGCUGCCAUCGCCACUGGCCCCAAUUGCCGUCUUAAAAAGGAGAAACUUUUGUCAGAGUCAUCGUCCGUGGCGUCCGAUGCUCAAACGUCUGCUACUGCUGGCGGUGAUGGCGGCCAUGUGUGCAGUGCGCAUACAAUGGGACUCUCAUUUGGUGGCCUACAUUUAACCGAAGAUGAUGUUUGGUCGCAAGAAGACGAUGAGAUCACAGCACAAUAUUUGCAUUUGCGGAAAUUGAGUGAACGAGAUGCCAUAUCGCAAAUGUCGCUAGACUCAUGUGACUCAAGGGAUCAAGGUAUACCUGUGCUAUUCAAUAUCGGCGAUGUACGCACUCGUCACUGUAAUAACUUAACCUGCGAAAACACGAAAUCCUUCAACAAUGAUCCAGAAGAUCCAUCAGCGGCAGCUUUGAAGGAGCCUUGGCAUGAAAAAGAGCAACAGAUACGUGAAUCAUCGCCUUAUGGACACCUUUCAAACUGGCGUUUGUUGUCAGUUAUCGUGAAAUGUGGCGACGAUUUACGCCAAGAACUUAUGGCCACACAACUGCUACAGAUGUUCAAAAUCAUUUGGCAAGAGGAACAUGUGGAUCUCUGGGUGCGACCGUACAAAAUUGUUUGCUUAUCGAAUGACAGUGGUCUGAUCGAGCCAAUCCUUAAUACUGUAUCAUUGCAUCAAAUCAAAAAGAAUUCUAAUAAGUCGUUACGCGAUUACUUUAUCGAUGAAUAUGGCUCAUUAGAGGGUGAACGAUUCUGUGCCGCACAGAAGAAUUUUGUGCAAAGUUGUGCAGCCUACUGUCUGAUUUCAUAUUUAUUGCAAGUGAAAGAUCGGCACAAUGGCAAUAUUUUACUGCAUUCAGAUGGGCACAUUAUACAUAUUGACUUUGGUUUUAUACUCAGCAUAUCGCCGAAGAAUUUAGGUUUCGAGCAGUCACCUUUCAAACUGACACCCGAAUUCGUUGAUGUAAUGGGUGGCACUAGUUCGGAGCUUUGGAAAGAGUUCAAUCGUCUAUUGCUUGUCGGCAUGAUGUCUGCACGCAAGCAUAUGGAUCGAAUUAUAAAUUUUGUGGAAAUAAUGCGUAGCAAUGCGCAAUUGCCCUGCUUCAAGAAUGGUUGCUCUGGCACCGUACAGAAUCUCCGAAAACGAUUCCAUAUGAAUUUGACCGAACAGGAAAUGGAACGCAAAGUCGAACAACUUGUACAGGAUUCGCUAAAGAGCCUCUCAACAAAGUUAUACGAUGGCUAUCAGUACUACACGAAUGGUAUAUUGUGAGAAAGGUUUUUUAUGAAAAUUUAAAGCAAGACGACUGUGUAAACAAAAUUGCUGCACACCAACAGUACGACAAUUGAAGCGAGCGAAAAAUAUAAACCUACAUUCAUAAAUACCACAUAAAAACCACAUAAAUGUAUGCCAACUAAGCGAAUUGUAUGUGUGUGUGUGGCAGUCGACAAUGACGAGGAUGGCGGCGACACCAAUAUCUAAGCCGGUGCUGCUAUACCUGUUGAAGUGUUUGUUGUUGUCUAAUUUCGUCUGUGUAUUAUGCGUAAUUUGUGUUGAUAGUUAUUUGUAAUUGAAAAACAAAAGAAAAUAUAGUACGAACUUGGUAAUCGCAACUAAUUGAGUAGAAAUAGAGGCAUUGCAUUUAUUGAGGUUGUUACAACUAACGAAGAAAGAAUCGACCAAAAAAUGUAUUGAUGAAAACUCUGUUUUUAAACAAAAAUUUUACUUUUGUAUUAGAAAAUUAAUUUUUCGUGUGCGAUUUAUUGCAGCAU
Messenger RNA from Anastrepha ludens (Mexican fruit fly), 5735 nucleotides. It is a transcript of the gene fwd, whose product is annotated as phosphatidylinositol 4-kinase beta. The transcript has 13 exons. Gene Ontology annotation, cellular component: membrane; cytoplasm. The record is from RefSeq and is a predicted model, not a curated record. NCBI's taxonomy places the organism in Eukaryota, Metazoa, Arthropoda, Insecta, Diptera, Tephritidae. Gene Ontology annotation, biological process: phosphatidylinositol-mediated signaling; phosphatidylinositol phosphate biosynthetic process. Gene Ontology annotation, molecular function: 1-phosphatidylinositol 4-kinase activity. The coding region runs from base 976 to 5235 and encodes 1419 amino acids.